Molecule: messenger RNA, 1608 nt
Organism: Rosa chinensis
Lineage: Eukaryota; Viridiplantae; Streptophyta; Magnoliopsida; Rosales; Rosaceae
Product: protein ALP1-like
Exons: 4
Coding region: 162-1364 (400 amino acids)
Source: RefSeq, a predicted model, not a curated record
UUUCAUGACUUGAGUCCAAUUCCAGACGCUAUGUCAGUAGCAUAAAGAACUGAACCACACAGCUACCAAAUUUCAUCUUGUUUUCAUCUUUCUCACACAGCAGCUUCCAAAAUUAAUCUGGUUAUCAUCUUCCCAUCUUCCUCCCGUAGCAGCUUCCAGUUAUGGCUCGUAGAAACUUGUCGAAGACAAAAAGGAUUCUUCUAAUGCUGGACAAUGUUAAGGAUUUACUUAAUUUUGUCUUCAUGAUAUGCAUUAUGAUGUAUAUCAUUGCAGAACAACAUUAUCGGAAGUAUAGAUUGAAAUCACGAUCUAUUUAUGAUGCUUUUUCAAGAAUUGGAAAUUUUCAACGAAUGGUGUAUGCAAGCGAUGUAAGAUGCAUAAACAGUCUCCGCAUGGAUAGGCAUACAUUUAGCAUAUUGUGCUCUAUGUUACGCACAUCUGGUAAAUUAAGAGACACAAGAAAUGUGUCUGUAGAUGAAAUGGUAGCUAUGUUCCUGCAUAUUCUUGCGCACCAUGAAAAGAACAGAAUCAUACAAGAUAGAUUUUUGCGUUCUGGGGAAACAAUUAGCAGAUAUUUUAAUGUGGUAUUAAGAGCAGUCCUAUGUCUACAAGGACAAUUGUUAAAAACACCAGAACCUGUUCCAGAGAACUCAUCUGAUGAGAAGUGGAAAUGGUUUAAGAAUUGUCUCGGGGCACUAGAUGGGACAUAUAUUAGAGUACAUGUGCCAGAAGCGGACAAGCCUAGGUACCGAAGUAGGAAGAAUGAAAUUGCUACAAACGUCUUGGGAGUAUGCUCCCAAGAUAUGCAAUUCAUUUAUGUAUUACCGGGUUGGGAGGGUUCGGCUGCAGAUUCACGAGUACUACGUGAUGCCAUUAGUAGGAGACAUGGGUUCCGAGUCCCCCAUGGAUAUUACUACCUUGUUGAUGCUGGGUAUCCAAAUGGGGAGGGGUUUCUUGCUCCAUAUAGAGGCCAAAGAUAUCAUUUAAAUGAUUGGAGACAAGGAUACCAACCUACCACCCCUGAAGAAUUUUUUAACAUGAAGCAUUCUUCUGCUAGGAAUGUGAUAGAGAGAUGUUUUGGGUUACUUAAGAUGCGUUGGGCAAUUCUAAGGAGCCCUUCAUUUUUUCCAGUGAAGACGCAGUGCCGAAUUGUUAUAGCAUGUUGCUUGCUUCACAACCUUAUAAGAAGGGAAAUGGCAAUUGAUCCCUUAGAAAAUCAACUGAAUGCCAUUAUGGAUAACGAAGAUGAUGAUGAUGAUGAUAUAAUCAAUUUUAUCGACUCAUCAGAACAAUGGAAUGAUUGGAGAAGAGAGUUGGCAACACAAAUGUUCAAUGAAUGGAGAGGAAAUAGGAACACAAGAUGAAAAACUUGGUUGGAGAGUUCAUCAUCAGACCAAAAGAAGAACUGGAGACUUAAUUGAUUGUAUUUUUUACUUUUACUUUCUUCUUUUAGAGCUGUACGAUGUGCUUUUCAUUUGGUUUGGAGCUUUUGUUCUCAAGUUGGGUAGGCUAUAAUGUAUGCAACUUUAUUUUGUUUUAAGCAUAUGUACUUGUAGUUUCUAUGAGUUGUAAUGACCUAUAUUGUCAUUCAUUGCAGAAGGACUACAU